CUCCCUUCAAAUUUCCAAUCCAAUGCAGACGCAAAACCUCUCAUUUCCUAAAACCCUAAACCCUCCCCUAACUUCAUCCUUCACAAAACCCCCUCACCCUCACUCCAAAUCCCUGACCCUGAUCCCGUCUCCCAAAUUCCCCAAACCCAUCUCCCUCAACCACCGCAAUGUCCGCGCGCUCGCCGGCCGGAGCAAGAAGUCCCCCGGCGGCUCUUCCCCCGGCCGUAUCGAGGGUGGUGCCGAGGUCCGCCGCGAGGCCAAGCGCAACGCCCGCCGGAAAAUGCAGAAACUUGCGGAGUCCCUCUUCUACCGCCUCAAGAACCCUCAUCGCAACUAUGCAGACAAUUUCAGCGAGGAGGAGCUCCAGAUGAUCGGUCUUGGCUACGACCGGAUGGUCCGGUUCAUGGAAAAGGACGACCCGAAUCUCCGACACCCCUACGACUGGUACAAGUAUGGCGAAUUUGGGCCGUAUUCGUGGCGCGGCAUCGUUUUGGGUGACCCGAUUCGCGGCAGGAUGUCGGACGAGUGCGUGACGUUGAUAGGAGAGGUGAAGGAUCAGGAAGAGUGGGAGAAGAUCGAGCAGCACGAAAUGGCCAUCGAUUUUGGUGAAAAAUUGAAUUCAAUGGAUAAGAGUGUAGGAUUUAGGUAUUUUUGGGUGUUUGUUAGGCACCCAAAGUGGAGACUCAAUGCAUUGCCAUGGCAGCAAUGGACCCUUGUGUGUGAAGUUGUGCUUGAGGCCGGAAAACAGAGAUUGGAUAAAUGGAGUUUGAUGGGGAGGCUAGGGAACAAGGCUAGGGCAUUGAUCACGCAGUGCGCAGCCUGGAUGAGACCCGAUAUCAUAUACGUCAAGCGGCCGGUGUACCAGUGCAGGUUUGAGCCUCAGGAUGAUUUUUUCCGGGCGCUGACGCCGCUCCUGGACCCGAAAACUGAAGGGGAUUUUCUGUUUGAGCUGAGGCAUGAGGAUGGGAGGGUGGAGGUGUGUACUUAUUUUGCUGGGUUGUGUAAGAUUGUGAAGGUGAAUCCAAAGGCAUUUGUGGAUGACGUUGUGAAGGCCUAUGAGAAGCUGAGCGAUGAGGGGAAGUCCAGGUGUUUGGAGUUUUUGUUAGGGAAUCACCCUGUUGAGCUCCUCCAUCCUUACACCAAGGAAUGGAAGGCCAAGUUGGAGGAGAUGGAAUUGGGUUGUGAUGCCCCUGAUGAUGAUGAUGAGGUUGGGAUUAAGGCCAAUGCCGGUGAGACAACCAUCACAGAUUGGAUUGAGGAUGAUGGGGAUGACCAGGAUGAUAAAAAUGUCGAUGGGGGUGAGGAUCGAGAUGAUGUAGUGAUGGAUAUAGAAGGUGGGGAUGACGAAUUGGGCAUCAAAGAGGAUGACCAGGAUGAUAAAAAUGUCGAUGGGGGUGAGGAUCGAGAUGAUAUAGUGAUGGAUAUAGAAGGUGGGGAUGACGAAUUGGGCAUCAAAGAGGAGGGUUCAGGUCCAGACGAUAACGAGGAGUACUGGGAUAAUGAAUUCAAGAAGGCGCUGAGCAGCAAUGAAGCAAUGGAGAAUCUAGCAAGGAGGAGUGUAGAGAGGUCUACUGAACUCUACAAGAGCCAGUUGAAAGCAAUGGAAGAAGGGAAGGGAAAGGCAAAGGAGGUUGAAGAAGAUGAGAUGAGGGGGAAGAGACCGAAAGUGAGUCAACAAGAGUGGAAGUAUGCCGGGUAUGGUCCAUGGAGGAGGAGGAUUAAGAAGAGUAAGAUGCCUCCGGAGCUGUUUUUGCGAGCGGCGGUGAGACCCUUCACGUAUCAGAGUCUAGUGAAGGAGAUUGUGUUGACAAGGCAUGCUAUUUUGGAUGGCGAAAUUGGUAGGAAGGAUUGAAGUGAUGGCUAUUGUGAAGGCCAUUUAGGAUUAUGUACCAGAGCCUAUGAUCAAUCAUCAAUUAUCAAAAGAUCUGCCAAGUUCAUUGCUAGAGGACAUUACCACUGAGUUACAUAGUUGCUGUUGCUAGAGCUCAAAUUCCUAUCGAGUUACACCUGCAAACCGACUUAUAAGUCAAAAGCUCAGUUAAACUUGAGCUCGGGUAUGCCUUUCUUCUAAUAUUAAUUAUAAGAAGAGCUUAUGAGCUAAAAAAUUAAGUCAAAAACAGGUUUAUGUACGAAGUUAUUUCAUGUUUAAUGACAAGUUUCCGAUAUCACAAA
Molecule: messenger RNA, 2172 nt
Organism: Vitis riparia (riverbank grape)
Lineage: Eukaryota; Viridiplantae; Streptophyta; Magnoliopsida; Vitales; Vitaceae
Exons: 1
Coding region: 23-1852 (609 amino acids)
Source: RefSeq, a predicted model, not a curated record